ACAGAGGUUUAGGGUUCUUGGGAAGCAAUGGAAGCGAUAUUAGUCUCAGCAGGAGUGCUGCUGCCCUUCCCAUUCUACGCGCUUCUCUGGAUGCGGCCCUCGCUAUGGACGCGCCUGUGCGGUGGAGCAGAUCCGUGCCACGCGAUGGCGCUGGCGUCCACGGCAAUGAAGGCUGUGCAGUUCCUGGCGCUGGCAUCCGUCGCUGAUUUCUCUGUUUGGCCGCCGCUGUGGGUGUGGAUUCCCAUCGCUGUGGGUCAGGCAUUGAAUAUCAGGGUUUAUCAGCUGCUUGGCGAGGAUGGAGUCUACUAUGGCGUGCGCUUCGGCAAGAGCAUUCCCUGGGUAGACAAGUUUCCAUUCGGAUACUUGCGCGAUCCGCAGUACUUUGGUUCCAUUUUGAGCUUGCUUGGCUGCGUUUACUGGAUCCCGUUUCGAUUCAUCGCUCUGUGGUGUGCUGGCUACUUGUUUAUGAUGUUCGUCGAGAGUGCCGAAGAUCCUUCCACUCGAGCCAGGAAGAAAGAAUGAUCGAGCUUGAGAUCAAUUUUACAUUCUUUUUCUUUGAUCUGUC
Molecule: messenger RNA, 565 nt
Organism: Selaginella moellendorffii
Lineage: Eukaryota; Viridiplantae; Streptophyta; Lycopodiopsida; Selaginellales; Selaginellaceae
Product: phosphatidyl-N-methylethanolamine N-methyltransferase
Exons: 2
Coding region: 28-522 (164 amino acids)
Biological process (GO): phosphatidylcholine biosynthetic process
Molecular function (GO): S-adenosylmethionine-dependent methyltransferase activity
Source: RefSeq, a predicted model, not a curated record